This is a messenger RNA of Penicillium daleae, 1182 nucleotides long. RefSeq names its product cytochrome P450. The record is from RefSeq and is a predicted model, not a curated record. The transcript has a single exon. Lineage: Eukaryota; Fungi; Ascomycota; Eurotiomycetes; Eurotiales; Aspergillaceae. Gene Ontology annotation, molecular function: monooxygenase activity; iron ion binding; heme binding. The coding region runs from base 1 to 1182 and encodes 393 amino acids.
AUGAACCUCUUUUCCGAUCGCGACGAACAACAUCAUCGUGAACAGAAGCGCUUAGUUGCGAAUGCCUACAGUUUGAGCUCUCUUCUUGAGAUGGAGCCUGGGGUCGACUCAUGUACUCGGAUUUUCCUUGACAAACUUGGUGAUUUCGCGGACCGGAAGACGCCAGUUGAUUUGGGCGCAUGGCUUCAGUAUUACUCAUUCGAUGUCGUUGGAGAAUUUGUCUUCUCCAAGAAACUUGGAUUUCUUAAGGAAGGGCGAGACGUGGAUGGUAUGAUUCAGGCCAUUCAAGGAAUGCUCGUUUAUGCCAGCCUUUGCGGUCAAGUUCCAGAAAUGCAUCAUGUCUUGCUUGGCAAUCCGUUAUUCCCAAUCUUUCUGCCCCAGAUGGAGACCUGGAAUUCGGUGGUGACAUUCAGCCUGAAGGCGAUUAAUUCACGUUUAUCAUUGAAGCGUGAUGGAGAGCUAGAGAAAGAGGAUUUAGAAGCAGGGAAAGACAUGAUGUCCAAGUGGAUGAUGGUUCAUCAACUCAACCCUGAGAAAAUGACUUCAACAGAUGUGAUGGUUCACCUCUCGGCAAACGUUUUCGCUGGCUCUGAUACCACGGCUAUCGCUCUCCGUGCAGUCUUCUAUUUCCUUCUUCGCAACCAAACAGUGAUGGCCAAACUUAUUGAGGAGAUUAACAACGCCACACGCGAAGGGAAGCUGAGCGAUCCAAUCUCUUACCGCGAGUCCAUGACCCAUCUCCCAUAUCUAGGAGCUGUUAUCAAGGAGGCCAUGCGUCUUCACCCAUCUACGGGACUGAUCAUGGAGCGCCAUGUUCCAAGCGAAGGUGCAGUUAUUUGCGGCAAGACAAUUCCCGCCGGAACAGUUGUGGGCAUCAAUGCAUGGGUCGUGCAUAGAAAUCCCGAGGUUUUUGAUGAGCCCGACACAUUCAUUCCAGAACGCUGGCUGGACAGCUCGCCCGAAAAGCUCAAGGAGAUGGAGCAGAGCUUCUUCGUCUUUGGCUCUGGAGCACGGACUUGUCUGGGAAAGAACAUUUCCCUAACGGAGAUGCAUAAGAUGAUACCGGAGUUAUUGCGUAAAUUCGAGAUUAAAUUGCACAAUCCGGAGAGGGAGUGGAAGACGAAGAAUGUCUGGUUUGUGCAGCAGGAAGGUUUGAUCUGCGACAUUGUGCGCAGAAUCUAG